GCAGCUCCAUCAGCCACUUCCUCUGCUACCAUUGUCAGACACGCAGCAGCUGCAGUUCCUGCACUUCUGCCUCUUCCUGGCCAUCUCCCUGGCUGCCCUCCUGGGCAACGGCCUCAUCAUCAGCACCGUAGCCUGCGCCCACCACCUGCACACCCCCAUGUUCUUCUUCCUGCUCAACCUGGCCCUCACUGACCUGGGAUCCAUCUGCACCACUGUCCCCAAAGCCAUGCACAAUUCCCUCUGGGACACCAGGAACAUUGCCUACUCAGGAUGUGUUACACAACUCUUUUUCUUGGCGUUCUUUCUUGGCUCAGAGUAUUUCCUCCUGACUGUCAUGUGCUAUGACCACCAUGUGUCCAUGUGCAAACCCCUGAACUACGGGACCCUCCUGGGCAGCAGAGCUUGUGCCCACAUGGCAGCAGUUGCCUGGGCCAGUGCCUUUCUCAAUGCUCUGCUGCACACGGCCAAUACAUUUUCCCUGCCCCUGUGCCAGGGCAACGCCCUGGGCCAGUUCUUCUGUGAAAUCCCUCAGAUCCUCAAACUCUCCUGCUCCAAAUCCUACCUCAGAGGACUUGGGCUUCUUGCUGUUAGUGCCUGUUUGGCCUUUGGUUGUUUUGUGUUCAUUGUUUUCUCUUACGUGCAGACUUUCAGGGCUGUGCUGAGGAUCGCCUCUGAGCAGGGACGGCACAAAGCCUUUUCCACCUGCCUCCCUCACCUGGCCGUGUUCUCCCUUAUCAGCACCUCGUUUUUUGCCUAUCUCAAACCCCUCUCCAUCUCCUCCCCAUCCCUGGAUGCUGCCCUGUCAGUUCUGUACUCGGUGGUGCCUCCAGCCCUGAACCCCCUCAUCUACAGCCUGAGGAACCAGGACCUCAAAGCUGCAGUGUAGACACUGAU
This is a messenger RNA of Catharus ustulatus (Swainson's thrush), 894 nucleotides long. RefSeq names its product olfactory receptor 14A2-like. The record is from RefSeq and is a predicted model, not a curated record. Gene Ontology annotation, molecular function: olfactory receptor activity; G protein-coupled receptor activity. Gene Ontology annotation, cellular component: membrane. Lineage: Eukaryota; Metazoa; Chordata; Aves; Passeriformes; Turdidae. Gene Ontology annotation, biological process: G protein-coupled receptor signaling pathway.